Messenger RNA from Fundulus heteroclitus (mummichog), 2274 nucleotides. RefSeq names its product thimet oligopeptidase 1 (gene thop1). Lineage: Eukaryota; Metazoa; Chordata; Actinopteri; Cyprinodontiformes; Fundulidae. Gene Ontology annotation, biological process: proteolysis; peptide metabolic process. The transcript is spliced from 14 exons. Gene Ontology annotation, cellular component: mitochondrial intermembrane space. Gene Ontology annotation, molecular function: metalloendopeptidase activity. The record is from RefSeq and is a predicted model, not a curated record. Bases 116 to 2173 code for a protein of 685 amino acids.
GCUUUUAUUUUGAAACGUUGAGCGGAAAUGACGCCAUCCUCUUUAAUCCCGAUCCGCCGAACCUGCCGCCAGAGCCACGCGAACCGCACCGAACCUCGGACUUUCUCUGGGAACCAUGGGGCCGACAGGUGAAGUGGUGUUUGGCAGCCCGGUACCGGUCUGCGCCCAGAACCGGCUGCGCUGGGACCUGAGCCCCGAGCGGAUCCGGCAGCUGACCGACGAGCUCAUGGGCAGAACCAAGAAGGUGUACGACGGCGUGGGCGCGCUGGACCCGGACGCCGUCACCGUGGAGAACACGCUGAAGGCGCUGGCGGACGUGGAGGUGGACUACACAGUCCAGAGGAACAUGCUGGACUUCCCUCAGCACGUGUCUCCCUGCAAGGAGGUGCGCGCGGCGAGCACCGAGGCCGACAAGCGUCUGUCUGAGUUCGACGUGGAGAUGAGCAUGAGGGAGGACGUCUACCAGAGGGUGGUGGCCCUGCAGAAGAAGACGGACGCUGAGGGCAUGGCUCCGGAGGCCCGGCGCUACAUGGAGCGGCUGAUCCAGUUGGGCCGCCGCAACGGGCUGCACCUGCCCACGGAGACCCAGCAGGAGGUGAAGAGCAUCAAGAAGCAGCUGAGCAACCUCUGCAUCGACUUCAACAAGAACCUGAACGAGGACACCACCAGCCUGUCCUUCACCAGAGACCAGCUGGGAGGCCUUCCAGAGGACUUCCUGGGCUCGCUGGAGAAGGACGGCGAGCAGCUGAAGAUCACGCUGAAGUACCCUCACUACUUCCCCACCAUGAAGAAGUGCUUCGUCCCAGAAACCCGCAGGAAGCUGGAGGAGGCCUUCAACUCCCGCUGCCAGCAGGAGAACUCGGGGAUCCUGAAGGAGCUGGUGAAGCUCCGGGCUCAGAAGAGCUCCCUGCUGGGCUUCAGCACGCACGCCGACUUCGUCCUGGAGAUGAACAUGGCCAAGUCCGGCAAGAAGGUGGCCGGCUUCCUGGAGGAGCUGGCCCGGAAGCUGAAGCCUCUGGGCGAGGAGGAGCGGGCGGUGCUCCUGCAGCUGAAGCAGAAGGAGUGUGAGAGGAGAGGCCUCCCCUUCGACGGGCAGCUGCACGCCUGGGACACGCGCUACUUCAUGACCCAGGUGGAGGAGACCCAGUACGCCGUGGACCAGAACCUGCUGAAGGAGUUCUUCCCCAUGGAGGUGGUGACCCGCGGCCUGCUGGACAUCUACCAGGAGCUGCUGGGCCUGAGCUUCCAGCUGGUGGACGGCGCGUCCGUCUGGCACCCCGACGUCACCCUGUACAGCGUGAAGGACCGUGACAGCGGGCAGGUGGUGGGCCAGUUCUACCUGGACCUGCACCCCAGGGAGGGGAAGUACGGCCACGCCGCCUGCUUCGGCCUGCAGCCCGGCUGCCUGCUGCCCGACGGCUCGCGCCAGAUGUCGGUGGCGGCCAUGGUGGCCAACUUCAGCAAGCCCACGGCGGACGCGCCGUCGCUGCUGCAGCACGACGAGGUGGAGACCUACUUCCACGAGUUCGGCCACGUCAUGCACCAGCUCUGCGCCCAGGCGGACUACGCCAUGUUCAGCGGAACGCACGUGGAGCGGGACUUUGUGGAGGCGCCGUCUCAGAUGCUGGAGAACUGGGUGUGGGAGAAGGAGCCGCUGCAGAGGAUGUCCAAGCACUACAGAACCGGAAAGCCCAUCCCAGAAGACCUGCUGGACAAACUCAUCAAGUCCCGGCUCGCCAACACCGGUCUCUUCAACCUGCGGCAGAUCGUUCUGGCCAAGGUGGACCAGGCCCUGCACACCAGAACCGGGCUGGACCCUGCAGAGGAGUACGGCCGCCUCUGCCAGGAGGUCCUGGGGAUCCCCGCGUCAAAAGGAACCAACAUGCCGGCCACCUUCGGACACCUGGCGGGCGGCUACGACGCUCAGUACUACGGCUACCUGUGGAGCGAGGUGUUCUCCAUGGACAUGUUCUACGCACGCUUCAAGCAGGAGGGCAUCAUGAACCCCAAGGUGGGUCUGGACUACAGGAAGUUCAUCCUGCAGCCCGGCGGCUCCCAGGACGCCUCAGAGAUGCUGAGGAAGUUCCUGGGGCGGGAACCCAAACAGGAAGCCUUCCUGCUGAGCAAAGGCCUGACGCUGGAGCUGGGCGCCAGCACGCCAUGUCCCUGCUGACCAAUCAGAGCCGCCCCAGUCUGGACUUUGGACUGAAGUUUUCUAGAAAAAUCCUGUAAAUGUUCCAGACGUGGACCUGAGAAUAAACAGAUUUGACGUGA